CCUCUCAUCAAACAGCCAUGCCUCCCCCCCUUUCGGCAAACAUGUCUACUUGUUCCUGCAGGACAUAAGACCCAAUCCUCUGGAGUUGACCCAUCCAACAUGAGUGAAUGAGACCUUUUCCUUCUUUCUUGAGUUGUUUUUCGUAUACGUGUGCGCUUGGCAGACAAUGUCUUCUCCCCAUCACACGCAGGCGUAUCUCGACGCUGAUAAGGGCCCGACUAUUCUUGGGCUAGUCAUCACUGUCUCUAUUCUGAGUACAAUCUUUGUGGCUGGCCGUGUGUAUACGCGAAAGAGGAUCAUAGGCGCACUGCACCUUGAUGACUGGUUCACAAUAGUUGCAGUGAUCUUCGAGUGGUGCCAAGUCGGUGUUACAGUUGUGGCUGUUAAGAACGGCAAUGGCAGACACUUUGAUCUUCUAAACGUGACGCAGCAGCAGAAUGUCAUUCUAUACACUAUCUUGGGCUUCCCGUUUGGCGUCAUGGCCUUUGGGUUUCCCAAGCUCGCUGUCGUCGCGCUCAUCACACGCCUCAUGAAUCCCGGACGAUUACACAAGAUAUUUCUAUGGGUGCUGGCUGGAUGUUGCAUGAUGGGUUUGAUAGGGUGUAUCAUCAUUCUAUUUGCUCAAUGCUCCCCUGUCGAGUCGCAGUGGACGUUCUCGAUCACUGAUAAGAAGUGCUGGAGUCCUUAUGUUCUUGUCAACUUUGCCAUUUUUGCGGGCGCCUUGUCUGCAUUUACAGACUUGUACCUUGCUGUGUACCCUGCCGUGGUGUUGUUCCAUCUUCAAAUGAACAAACGGAAGAAAAUUGCCCUGUCGUUUGCUUUGGGUAUCGGCUCAAUCGCUACCAUUGUAGCCAUCUACAAAUGCACCCGUCUACCAUCGCUUGCAAGUAAAGACUUCUCUUACGAGACAUCCGACCUUGUGAUCUGGACUGUCAUCGAAGCGAGCACCAUCAUCAUCGCCUGCUGUAUCCCAGUCCUCCAACCCCUCGUAGACGCUCUAUUGGGCCGCCGAGCCUUCGGAUCCUCCCCCGGCUACAAAAACUACAACUCCUCCGGAUACCAGAACUACGGCAACUCCCGAACCGGCCCAAACAUCGAGCUCAGCGACAGCAGGAAACUGCGAAGCGACGAUCGAGGAAACAUGACGAAUGUAAAAUAUCUCGGGUCCGGGGCCGCGGAGCUUGACUCACAGGAAAGCAUACUGCGGCACGAUGGUGCAAAGACAACGGAUGCUCAUUCUGUCAAUGCGCCGACUGAAGGUGAAGUUUCUCGAUAACGGUAAUGAUGCCGAGCUACGGAUCACGAUUGUAAGAUAGUUAGCACGAAUGCCAUGCGUCUAUGUCAGAAGUUCUAAAUUACAGGCGACUCUUUGAAGAACAAGAAGUCGCAUCAAUUGGAGUUCAGACUGUGUUUAGCGAUGUCACAGCCAUUCCGCCGCAGCGAGUAGCCGACCUACCUAAGAGAUGAACGCGUAAUCUAAGACUUUACUAAACUUGCC
Fusarium verticillioides 7600 is the source of this 1498-nucleotide messenger RNA. RefSeq lists its product as hypothetical. Bases 167 to 1276 code for a protein of 369 amino acids. NCBI's taxonomy places the organism in Eukaryota, Fungi, Ascomycota, Sordariomycetes, Hypocreales, Nectriaceae. The transcript is spliced from 6 exons. The record is from RefSeq and is a predicted model, not a curated record.